GCCCCCGUCCACCUCGUUGAGGCUGCUCCGCGGGCUGAAAAGUUUCUUCAGGUGCGAAUUCCCGGCUCGGCGACAACUUGCUUGAAGUGUGUGCUCCUGUCGGAGACCAGCCGGCCCGCCAGUCAGGCUCUCACGUGUGAAUAUGAAUCUAGUGCCUCAUUAACCUAAGGACCUUACCAAUUGGAAGUUACAGUUUUUUCCAUCAUCUUAUCUUAUCCUUUUUGGUCUGGUUCUCUUCCUCAAACAGUGGAAAUACCUUUUUUUCCAAGUUGCAUUUUUUACAGAGUUAAGCAAAUGGCUGAGAGUGGCUUGGAUACAAAAACCAUAAAAUGCCCCAUCUGUUCAUCUGUUAUUCAGAAGGAUGCGCUUCAUGUAUGUUCCUGUAAAAGAAGAAUUUCUCCCAUUUCAGUGAUGGAAAUGUCAGCUCCAUCAAGCAUUGGUAGUUCAGAAUAUAUGGUUUUUCCAGUGGAAAAUGCCACCAGGGACCUUAACUCUGGGAAAGAUUUGCUUUCAAAAGCCUCAAAUGUCGAGAAAAAACCGUCUCAACAACAAUGGGCUCGCGGUAAUUUUACAGAAGGCAAAGUUCCUCACAUACGAAUGGAUGAUGGAGCUACUAUUCAGGAAAUCUAUACCUUUGGAAGAAUAUUGGGACAAGGGAGCUUUGGAAUGGUCAUUGAAGCUACAGACAAGGAGACAGAAACUAAGUGGGCAAUUAAAAAAGUGAACAAAGACAAGGCUGGAAGCUCUGCUGUGAAAUUGCUUGAACGGGAGGUGAACAUCUUAAAAAUUGUGAAACAUCAGCACAUCAUACAUCUGGAACAAGUAUUUGAGACGCCUAAGCGAAUGUACCUUGUGAUGGAGCUUUGUGAGGAUGGAGAACUCAAAGAAAUUCUGGGUAAGAAAGGCCAUUUCUCAGAGAAUGAGACAAGGUGGAUCAUUCAGAGCCUCGCAUCAGCAAUAGCAUACCUUCACAGUAAAGAUAUAGUGCACAGAGAUCUAAAACUGGAAAACAUAAUGGUUAAAAGCAGCUUUGUUGAUGGUAACAAUGAAAUGAACUUAAACAUAAAGGUGACAGAUUUUGGCUUAGCGGUGAGGAAGCAGGGUGGGAGUGAAUCCAUGAUGCAGACCACGUGUGGGACCCCUAUCUAUAUGGCCCCUGAAGUUAUCAAUGCCCACGACUAUAGCCAGCAGUGUGAUAUUUGGAGCAUAGGUGUUAUAAUGUACAUAUUGUUGUGUGGGGAACCACCCUUUUUGGCAAGCUCAGAAGAGAAACUUUUUGAAUUAAUAAGAAAGGGUGAACUACAUUUUGAAAAUCCAGUCUGGGAUUCCAUAAGUGAUAGUGCUAAAAGUGUUUUGAAACAACUUAUGAAAGUAGAUCCUGCUCACAGAAUCACAGCUAAGGAACUACUAGAUAACCAGUGGAUUACAGGCAAUACGCUUGCUUCAACGAGACCAACCAAUGUAUUAGAAAUGAUGAAAGAAUGGAAAAAUAACCCAGAAAGUGAUGAGGAAAAUACAACAGAUCAAAAGAAGAGCAGUUGGUUAGAUCAAGAAAAGUCGAAAGAUUACCAACCCAAGGGAAAUGUCCAUGAUGCCAAUAAAACUUCAGAAGAGGAGGAGAAACAGCCCACUGCUUGUGAAAGUAAGAAGGCAAACAUGGACAGUUUGGACACACGCUCUUCAAGUUUAAAAUCUAGCAAACUCCUUCCAGUUGAACUCAAUGAAGAAUUAGAGAAUUCCCCUGUGACUUCAAGCCAAGGAAUAGCAGGCAAAUACACUACUAAAUCCAUUGCCCUGCCUAGAUCCAAAAAAAAACUCUAAGGCUUUCUCCAGUGCUGAACAGUGCAAAAACAAAACUGCUCUUUCUAGUUCUAAAAUGAGGGAAUAGGAGAGGGAAAAGGACAGAACUAAGCCAAGCUUUUAACCUUUUACCUCCACUGAGCCCUGCCAUCUGUUUGCAUCAGUUUAAAAUUGAAGCUAAUUAUCUCCGAAGCAACAUGAAUUACAUAUGAUGUUAAAGGACAGCCAUCAAUAGGCUUGAUGACGGGUUGUGGCUGAAAUCAACUCAAGAUGUACGCAAGAGUUGUUUAGACGGGCAUAUGCCCUCAAAGUAGCAAGGCCAGUUGGGAAGGCUUGCUCAGUUUUGCUUCAAAUUCUCAAUAUUUAGUAGCAAUUAUCUAUAGGGGAAAAUGAGAGGCCAAAUGUGUUAAUGGAAGUUCCAAAUAAUUACAUGCAUUCUGCACUAGAACACUUUGUUGGGAAAUUGCUGAUAAACUUGCCACAGGUAUUACAGCAGAAGUACUCCAUUCAUUCACAUGUGUUCUUGUGAUUUUAGGUUGCUGUAAAUUGCUUAAGACAACUUAUUUUAAACUUGGAAAAAUAGAAGAGCUUUAAACUACUUGCUAUUAACUUGCUGCUGAAUUCCCAAUCUACCAAGGGAAGAUUUAUUGAUUGAGUCAAUAAAAAUCAGAUGUUGUCCAACCAAGUUAAUUUUUAUGUUAACAAAAGGAAUAUAAAAAGGUUUUCUAAGCCCAUAUGCAAAUUAUGAACAUGGUCUCCUGUUGCAAAAGUAGGCACCUGUCUUUGGGGAAGUCAUGAGGCUGGACACAGGGGAGAAUACAUCAUUGCUUUUGUAUUAUGGGUAUCUUUUGUCCACAUGGGUAAAUAAUUUUGUCAUUUGUGGUCAAACUGGGUGAAUAAAUGCUUCCUUCAGCUUCACAAACAAAUUCUAAAGACACGAUUUUCAAUUGCUUUUUCUUUUA
Messenger RNA from Choloepus didactylus (southern two-toed sloth), 2762 nucleotides. RefSeq names its product serine/threonine kinase 33 (gene STK33). Gene Ontology annotation, molecular function: ATP binding; protein serine/threonine kinase activity. The record is from RefSeq and is a predicted model, not a curated record. Gene Ontology annotation, biological process: mitotic DNA damage checkpoint signaling; protein phosphorylation. The transcript is spliced from 13 exons. The coding region runs from base 295 to 1821 and encodes 508 amino acids. Gene Ontology annotation, cellular component: cytoplasm; nucleus. Lineage: Eukaryota; Metazoa; Chordata; Mammalia; Pilosa; Megalonychidae.